Molecule: messenger RNA, 1203 nt
Organism: Paramecium tetraurelia
Lineage: Eukaryota; Ciliophora; Oligohymenophorea; Peniculida; Parameciidae
Exons: 5
Source: RefSeq, a predicted model, not a curated record
AUGUAAUAGGAAGAAGAAGCUGAAUUAAUGUUAGAACAAGGUGGAAUUCCAAUUUCAUAAUUAUGCAAUUCAAGUGUUAAUAUCGAUUUACUUCAAUGCCCAAUUUGUUUUAAUAUUCUAUGGAAACCAAUUGCAUGUGGGUAAGACAGAUGUUUCUCAUCAUUUUGCUAAUACUGCAUUGAGUCUUGGUUAAAUUAGAAAAAUGCACAAUCAACUUUCGAAGAAGAGGAAGAAACCUUUGCGAAUGAAAGUAAUUGUCCGAAGUGCAAGAGAGUCUUUAUCAAGACUGAAAUACCUUUGGUGAAAGUAUUAUUAUCGUAAAUCGAACUGAAAUGCAUUCAUUCAGAUUGCACUUAGGUGAUACCAUAUACAGAUUAUGAAAACCAUAUUGUUAAUUGCAAGGAAAGAAAAAAAUAAUGCAGAGGUUGUUAAUAAUACAUUUUAUAAAAUAAACUAGAGGAACAUGAGGCAUAAUGCUCUUAGAUUCCUGUUGAAUGUUAGAAAUGUCAUAAGAGGAUGCCAAAAUGUGAUCUUGAGUCUACACAUGAUAAAUAUAAUUGCAUAGAAAACUUGUUUAAGGUUUAAGAUUAGCAAUUGGAGAAUCUAUACACACAAUAUUUAAUUUGCGAUGACAUGGUUAAUUAUUAUGAGGAGAAGAUAGCUAGGAUGAUGAAAGGAGAUCUUAUAGCCUUAACUGAGUAUAACUUUUUUACAAUUUUUACUGCAAACUACUAAUUCACUACAGAUAAUCUAUAUAUUGCAAGGCUUGUUAGAAAUUCAUACAAUUACAAUAAAUAGAAAAAUGAUUUCCUUCACUUCUACGUAGAUUAUUAUUUUACUACAGGUUUAGAGGGUUACGAAUGGAAAUGCAGAGUAAUUCGCUUAAGGGGUAAUCUACUAAUUGGAGUUUGUUCUUCACAAUUAUCUAAUUCAGUUGAUUUUAUAGUUAAUAGAUUGGGAGAAGUAAAAAAGAAGGAAGAAAAUGACAAUAGAUAUCAUAUUAUUAGAAAGGUUAAUUUUACUUUCGGAGAAGGAGAUGUCAUCCGAUUUCAAAUUCUACCCUUUAUGUAGUGCUUAAGAAUUACGAAUGAAACAAGACAUUUGACAUUUUGUUUUAAUAGAAAUGAGUUAUAAGAGAUGGGAGAUUAAUAUUUCAGUUUCUUUAGUCUUGAGUAUUAAGGAGAUGCUCUUCAAUUUUUAUGA